Dendrobium catenatum is the source of this 3488-nucleotide messenger RNA. Its product is annotated as aconitate hydratase 3, mitochondrial-like. NCBI's taxonomy places the organism in Eukaryota, Viridiplantae, Streptophyta, Magnoliopsida, Asparagales, Orchidaceae. Gene Ontology annotation, cellular component: cytosol; mitochondrion. Gene Ontology annotation, biological process: tricarboxylic acid cycle; citrate metabolic process. The coding region runs from base 109 to 1602 and encodes 497 amino acids. Gene Ontology annotation, molecular function: aconitate hydratase activity; 4 iron, 4 sulfur cluster binding. The transcript has 11 exons. The record is from RefSeq and is a predicted model, not a curated record.
UCUACGUCUCUUCAAUCAACUUGUCCUCGUUACCCUCUCUCCUCCCUGGCACUCUCCACCGCCUUGUCAGGAUUUUCACCAAUCUAUUCCCGGAGGAGGGAAGCAAACAUGGCGCCAAUCGCUGCGGCGCUCGUGAGAUCUCAAUCUCGCCUCUCCUCCUCCCUUUCCGCUGUAUCGAACCGCUACAGCUGCAUCUCCUUAUUCCCUUCCACGAACCCCACCGCUGGAUUCACUGCCUGUCUCCCUUCUCCGGCCGGUGCUCGUCACUUCCACGAUUGGAGAUUCCCUCUGAGUCACCGUGCCGCCGUUCGAUCCUCCGCCGCCGUCGCCGAUCGGUUUGAGCGCCGCUUCGCAACAGCGGCUACGCAGAACUCGUACGAGGGCAUCCUGACGCCGCUGGCGAAGCCCGGUGGCGGGGAGUUUGGGAAGUACUACAGCCUGCCUGCGCUCAAUGAUCCAAGGAUCGAUCGACUGCCAUUCUCGAUCAGGAUUCUGUUGGAAUCGGCGAUUAGGAACUGUGAUGAGUUUCAGGUGUCGGAGAAGGAUGUGGAGAAGAUUAUCGAGUGGGAGAGUUCUGCGCCGAAGCAGGUGGAGAUUCCGUUCAAGCCUGCGCGAGUUCUUCUUCAGGAUUUUACUGGCGUUCCAGCUGUUGUGGAUCUUGCAUGCAUGCGUGAUGCUAUGAACAAACUGGGGAGUGAUUCAAACAAAAUCAAUCCUUUAGUACCUGUGGAUCUUGUCAUUGAUCACUCAGUCCAGGUUGAUGUUGCCAGAUCAGAAAAUGCGGUCCAGGCAAAUAUGGAACUUGAAUUCCAACGCAAUAAGGAAAGAUUUGCAUUUUUGAAAUGGGGAUCAAAUGCAUUCCACAACAUGCUUGUUGUUCCACCAGGGUCUGGGAUAGUGCACCAGGUGAAUCUUGAAUAUCUUGGUCGUGUUGUUUUCAACAGUGGGGGGAUUCUUUAUCCAGACAGCGUGGUUGGGACUGACUCUCACACAACUAUGAUUGAUGGGUUAGGUGUUGCUGGCUGGGGAGUUGGCGGAAUAGAAGCUGAAGCUGCAAUGCUUGGUCAGCCAAUGAGUAUGGUGCUUCCUGGAGUUGUGGGAUUUAAGUUAUCGGGAAAACUUACGAAUGGUGUGACAGCUACUGACUUGGUCCUUACUGUAACACAAAUGCUUCGGAAGCAUGGUGUUGUUGGGAAGUUUGUUGAGUUCUAUGGUGAAGGCAUGAGUGAGCUACCACUGGCAGAUCGUGCUACUAUAGCAAACAUGUCACCUGAGUAUGGAGCUACCAUGGGAUUCUUUCCUGUGGAUCACGUUACACUGCAAUAUCUGAAGCUGACUGGCAGAAGUGAUGAAACUGUUGCAAUGAUAGAAUCAUACUUACGUGCCAAUAAAAUGUUUGUUGACCACAGUCAGGCCCAGGCUGAAAGAGUGUAUUCGUCAUAUUUAGAGCUGAAUCUGGAAGAAGUAGAGCCAUGCGUAUCUGGACCCAAAAGGCCGCAUGAUAGAGUACCCUUGAAGGAAAUGAAGGAAGAUUGGCAGUCCUGCUUAGACAACAAAUCAGGAUUUAAGGUGAGCUCUUUACAUUUGCUUCUACUUGCCUGAUAGUGCUGUGCUGAUUGAACAAAAUUUCUGAAAACUUCCCAUUGCACAAGCUACCAGACAUUUGCUUUCAAUUGUUUUAGUGAUCGCUACGGAAAAUUGUCAUCCUCGAAUUUUUAUUUUUUACUGGUAAAAGAUAUUGGAUAUUGUAGCGCACAAGUGACUAUCUCAUUUAAUUCUUUCAUGCUAUUUGCGCUAUUAGACAGCUGACACACAACUCUCCUUGGCCUAUUGGUUGUGAGCUAAGACUUCCAACUAAGAGGUCUAAGGUUCGAGUCUCUGUGUAUACGUUGUGUGUGAGAGUUUGCCUUAAAUGGCCUAAAUGUCCAAAAAAAAAAAAAAAAAAAGACAGCUGACAAGUUAAUGUUUUAAAAUUUGCGUCUAUGCUUAUACAGACAAUAAUUCCCUGUUUUAGUUUCUAAAUUUAUCUUUUUAUUUUUUUAUGCCGUUCUUUUAGAAGGAAAAUGAUGCGCAAUUAUUACUUUUUGGGCAAUGUAAUUUGGAUGGAUGCCCUUUAAGAAGUAUUUACCCGAAAUAUUCUCUUGAGUAUUUUAGGUCGUUUCUGUUCGAUUUAUUUCUUUUGUUUUGACUAUGUGAUUGCCGCUUUUGGGCACUCUCAUGUUUCGAUAGGUAGCUGUUAUGAAAUAUUUAAUUUUUUCUUAGGAAAUUUUAGGUUGUGGAUCCUGCGUGCAUUCGGGUCACUUGUUGGUGCCAUGCCAUGUUUCCUGUUGGUUGAGAAAGUGUGCAUGGUUAUGUACAAGUUCGGAAUUUUAAAUUGUGGUUUAUGGCUGAUGGGAUUAGGGUUUAUGAGCUUAAGUAUGUUUUGUUAUGGAUAAGAUUUUUGGGAUGUUUCCAAUUAUGGAUGAAAUUAAUUUUAGAUUUAAUUUAAACUUUGAUUAAACUGAUUGUGUGCUAAUAAUUUCUGUUAACUUAGUGGGUAAGGAGUCUAUGAAUAGAUAUUUUAGGAUACAUAAUUUUGAGCCUUUGACUGGAAUAAUUUUUUUUUCCAGUUUUAAUCUUGUGAGUCCAAGUUGAAUGUGUGGUUCCUUAAAUCCUGUACAAAUGUGACUACCUAAUUUCAGCGGAAGCUAUCUCCAUGCACCGACAUAACGCUUGAUUUCUCUUUGGUAUUUUUAUUCCUUGUUAUAUUUCUUCUAUAUUGAUAUUGAUUUGUUCAGUGAUCUUGAUUUAAUAUAAAAAUUUGUUAAUGCAGUUUGUGUAAUUUAAAUUCACUCGCUCAUUAUAGUUUUUGGAUUAUUGCAAUCAUUUCAUUAUCAGUUGGGUUGUGAUUCUAGUAUAUUUGCAUUUAAAAGAAUAAGUUGCUGAAUUAUUUUGUACUUGUGAUAUGUAGAUCCUCAAUUUUUUGUAUGCAUUUAUACACAUCAUAUUAAUUUCUUAUUUGCUACAUUAUUAUGUUCUUACCUCUUGAAUUUUUUAUCAAUCUUAUGUCGAUGAAAUCUAUUAAUAAAAUGAAUAAUUUAAAUAUUUAAAACUUUAAAGCCCAACAUAGGAUAGUUUGAAUUACUUAGCAUUUUAGAAUGUAGGGCUUUCAUACUUUUCAUUCUUUGACUCAUAAAAGGAAUUGUUCUAAAAUUAAACCAAUUUCAUUUGAAAUUUCAAAAGUACAUAAUUUUAUUUUGACUUGUUUAGUGUUCUUGAUUUUAAUUGAAAUAUUUACAUGUUAGAAUUCUAAUUUGUGGAAAUUAAAGUCAAUUACUUGCUAAUUUUACUUGUUUCUAAUUCCUGGUUGAAUUUAUUGGUUUAUUUCAAUCAUUUCAUUAUCAAUUGGGUUAUAAAAUUCUAGUAUCAUAUCUUUAUUUUUAAAGAAAACAAAUUGUUGUCUUAUUUGGUGCUUGUGAUAUAUAAAUCUUCAUUUUCCUUACAUCUAU